CGCCCGCCCGGUUAGUGUUUGAGAUGCGCGUUAACGGCUCGUCGGACUCGUGCUCGGGGAACGCGCUGGUUGAUCUGUCGGAGCCCCGGGACUGGGAAGUAACGUGGGCUCCGGUAACGGGCGUCACGGUGUCUGGUGCGGGUCUCGCGCUGCUCGCGGCCGCGCUCCUCUACGCUUGUCACCGGAAGCUGCUCAUCUCUGCUCCGUGUGGAGGCCUGCGCAGGCGUGAGGAGGAAGAGGAGGAAGAGGAGAGCGACUGCGAGCGCCGGAGCUGCCGACCGCAUGAGCCGGAGUCGCAGUGGACGGUCAACAGAGACGUGGCUGCGUUUGCCCUGAAGGCCAGAGUGAUCUACCCCAUCAACCAGAGAUACAGGCCGCUGGCGGAUGGAGCCUCUAACCCCUCUCUGCACGAGCCGCCCAUGCGUCAGGACUCCGCCUCCUCGCUGGGUGAUGAUUGGCCGAGCCACGAGAGGGAUGAUGACAGCGGUCAGUUCGUCUCCUGCGGCCCCUCGUCUAAAGCACACGCCAGUCAUGUGUUCAGGAGAGUCCAGCAUUACCCACAAACCCCCUGCCACUCAUGGGUCAGCCUGGUGUGUGUGACGCUAGAGGAACUGCAGCGACACGCGUCACGCCUGCAGCGGGAGAAGCACACGAUGUUUCUGCAGAUUCUGCGCCUGUUGCUGGACGAGAGAGAACACGCUGACAUCAUCCAGGAGGCGGAGCUUCUGGCGAGAGGUGUGCCUGUGGAUGAGGGGGAGGAGUCAGUUGCUGUGCAGGAGGUGGAGCUUCUGGCGAGAGGUGUGUCUGUGGAGAAGAGGGCUCAGUCAGGUGCUGUGCAGGAGGCGGAGCUUCCGGCAAGAGGCGUGUCUGUGGAGGACAGGGCGGAGUCGGGCUCAGUCACAUGUUCUGUGGAGGAGGUGGAGAAGGCGGGACGGGAGCAGCUGGAGCGAUCACUGCAGACGGCUGUGAGGUUUGCACAGCAGUUGCAGCGGCUCUGGCAGAAUCUUCAGCGCAGGUUUUCCCGGGACGUCUCAGAGGAAGUGAUGCGUAUCAUCAUGGGAUGCCUACGGUCAAUGGAGGAGGUUCUGUCCGAGGUUCAGGCGUCAGUCCUGCAGAUGCUGAUUGACAGGAUGGAGUGCUGGGAGGAAGUGAGCGACUGCCUGAGAGGAAGGACCACCCUCCUGAACCUGGAGGCGGAGCUUAUGGUGAAAGCCACCGUCCAAUCAGUGGAGCAGCUGAGAUGUGAUGGACAGCUGGACACACAGAUCCUUAGUGACUUCCAGACUGCGGUUAAUGAAGCAGUGGAGCAGAGCGCUGAGGCGAUCCGACGACAGACGGAGACUCUCGCGCUCGAGCUCGUUCAGAAGAUCUGUGUGAGGAGGAGGAGGAUGAUGAAGACUCAGAGCUGCGAGUGGAGUCGCCUGUCACACACACACUCACACACAGACACACACACACACACAGACACACACUCAGACGCCCGCCGCAUGAUGAAGGCGUGUGUGGAUCUGCAGGCGAGACACUGGCGUCAGAGGAGAGAGUUUGAGCUGCAGCAAGACGGCAGAAUCACUGCGGCUCUGUGUGAACGCUGGACGAGCUUGUUCGGUCAGAGCCGUGGACGCUUGGCUGAUUUGUGCGCUGAGUUUGUCCUGAGCAGCAUCUCUACAGGCCCCACCCCCUGUGCAGGCUCCGCCCCCUCUGCAGGCCCCGCCCCCUCUGAAGACCUCUGCCAAUCAGUGCUGAAGAGCGUGAAGCUCACCGUGGCCAAUCGGAUGCAGCGAGAGGAAGGCCACGCCCACACACACCUGCGCAGGCUCCGGGAGCAGCUGCAGCGACGCAGACAGGUGUGGACGGAGGACGAGGCUUUGACUCGCGCACGUCUUCAUCACUUCGGAGAACAGCAGCACGCCGUCGUCAUGGCGAUAGUGUCCAGGCACGCAGAUAUGCAGAUGAGGAGUGCUCAUGUAGACGAGCAGCAGCUGCUGCUGAUCCUGGAGGUCCAGAGGAUUCUAGCGGCGCGAGCGUUACACCUGCGGCUGAUGGAGCUGAUGAAGCUGGCCGUCCAGUCACACACACAGGACUCCUCUGUCGCCGUGUCCUGUGCAGAGGCUGUGAUUGGCCAGAAUCUCCUGCACGAGCUGGAGGCGUCGGCUGAGAUGCUGCAGGGCCACGCCCACCUCCUGCUAGGCCACGCCCUCUCGCGGGCCGCACGCCUGCAGAGCGACACACAGCAGAAGGAGCGGCUGAUGGACGCGGUGUGUGAAAGUGUGUGUGUGACGCGGGAUUGUGUCGAGUCUCUGAUCCGGGAAUAUUACUGUGGGAUCCGGAGCAGGAGGAGGACACACACCAGAGCCAGCGAGGAUACAGACACACACACACGGUGGACGGAUUGCACUAGAGCUCUACAGACACAACUCCUCAACUGGGCCAGAAAACCCACAUCUACUGAACUACAUCACAGGGUUGUGGAGCUGAAGAGGACGUGUCUGACAGAGAUUCAGAAAGAUAGUCCAGAGCAAACACACACUCACAGACACCUCAGAGAUGAAGAAGAGGCGUUCAUGCGUAGACUGGCGUCUCUAGCACGAGUGUCUCUCAGGAACGAGGAGGAUUUUACAGGUCAUCGGUGUGGAGAGAGUUCCUGAAGGACUUCUGCUGGACCUGAGAUGAGCGUCAGAAGACCAGCAGGACGAUGCAGAACACACACACACACACACACACACAAUCAUAAAAUAUUAUAAUGGGUUUUUUUUCAUCGAUGUGUUACGAUCAGACACACUGGCCACAAACGCAAAGUCAGUUGUACUCGUUUGUCUGGAGAGGUUAUUAAACAAUUGAGCAAAUUACAAACAAAACAGAACAAAGCAUUGCAGGAAGAUCAACAGCAGGCGUGGUGUCCGUACACCAGUCUCUCCGUCCUCUCCUCUCGCUCAGCUUUUCUCUCUCGUUACCUGAUCACACGACUAAUGAAGAACACGCAGCCGAACAUCAGUGACGGGAACAGGAACGUAACGCUGUGUUCAUUAUGAAAGUCAACAGCGUGAGUAAGAUAGGAUAAUAUAUAAUAUAUUAUCAUAUAUGAAGAGUUCAGAUGCAAAAG
Pimephales promelas (fathead minnow) is the source of this 3100-nucleotide messenger RNA. It is a transcript of the gene evc, whose product is annotated as EvC ciliary complex subunit 1. NCBI's taxonomy places the organism in Eukaryota, Metazoa, Chordata, Actinopteri, Cypriniformes, Leuciscidae. Gene Ontology annotation, biological process: smoothened signaling pathway. The record is from RefSeq and is a predicted model, not a curated record. Gene Ontology annotation, cellular component: ciliary membrane; plasma membrane protein complex.